Molecule: messenger RNA, 2109 nt
Organism: Mycotypha africana
Lineage: Eukaryota; Fungi; Mucoromycota; Mucoromycetes; Mucorales; Mycotyphaceae
Product: P-loop containing nucleoside triphosphate hydrolase protein
Exons: 4
Cellular component (GO): mitochondrial outer membrane
Molecular function (GO): ATP binding; ATP hydrolysis activity
Source: RefSeq, a predicted model, not a curated record
AAUCAUACAGAUCAUUUAAGUAUCCAUAUACCCAAUCCCGGCGCUUGCUAUAUGCAAGAUCAUAUUGUUUGUCGUCUAGCUCAGAAAGUAAAAGCACAUUUGCUAGUUUUGGAUCCUCAGGAUUUUAUCUAUUUAGCGCAACACAGUUUCAAAAAAGACGCUGCGAGAUUACUACCAGUACUUUCUGCUUCAGAUCCACUUUCGAAUAUUCUAUUAGCUCUACGCCAACAUAAUCAUAUUAGCAAUAGUAAAGACAAUGCGUCAAAAGGCGAGGCAGAGGAGGAAACAGUAGAAAUUGUUAGAAAAGAUGAUAAUACUAAUGAUGAUGAUGAUGUUGAUGAUGAUGAGUAUUAUUAUCUGGAAAAUGAGGACACUGAUUCGGAUGAUGAUCCAACUGCAAAGGCAGGACUGCAUCAUUUAAACAAAACCAAGGCAUUUUAUGAUACUAAAGCAGUGGAUCUCGAAUUGGAUGUGGAUGAUUUCAUUAAUCGACAUGCAACAAAUUAUAAUAAGCGAAGUAAUAAUAGAGUUACAACAACAGCAACAACAGCAUUAAUGCCAAUGACAAAGGAACCAAAAAUUAUUUAUUUGAGGGAUUAUAGUGGGAUGCAAGAUGCAUUCACUCGAACCAUGUUAAAGUCACUCGUUAUGGCUGUGGAAGAUUUGCGUCAAAAUGGGCAUCCCAUUAUGUUUGUUGCUUCGCAUACUGGUGCAGAAGAUACUUUACAAAGGCAACAUGACAUCUCUUCUUAUUAUCUACCUCCUAUUUCCAACAUGCGCUCUAUGGCCAUUUUGCCAUCCGUAGAAGACGAGAACCAAUACCAGCUUUGGAAGGAUUUAAUGGAUAAGGAUAGAAAAAAACGAAUCACUGAAAUCAAUUCUAAAGGAUUUUUGGCAAUGCUUGAUCAAAAAAGUGUGAAAAACUUGAGUAUCCAGGAGAGAGACCAUUUAUUGGAUGAAUUGCUAUCUAUAGCCAACGACGAUGGAGAUGACAAUGGGGGCAUAAGUAAAUUCGUUUGGGCUCCUGAAGAUAUUGAUCGACGCGUGUCGGCAGCAAUCGGACAUGCCUUGGAACAAAAGAAGUCGAAAUUGGAAUUCUCUGAUAUUAAAGCUUCUCACGACAUUGUCAAGCAAGUAUCUGAAGUGAACGUUCGAACAUGGAAAACAAUAAAGAGGAUGGUGACUACUACGGACUCCUUACCAACCUUGGAAGAUGGUACCCUUAACUUAGAUCAAUUGAAAAAGUCCUGCAACGAAUAUGAAAGAAAAUUGUUAUCUAGAGUGGUGGAUCCCUCAAAAGUUUAUAGCUCAUUCAAAGACGUACGCGCACCACCCCAAACAAUAGAAACACUGCAAAUGUUGAUUUCCUUGCCUUUAAUUCGACCUGAUCUGUUCCAAAAGGGUUUGCUGAAAAAGAACUUCAUUCCUGGGGUAUUGUUAUUCGGUCCGCCUGGUACAGGAAAGACAAUGCUGGCAAAAGCAGUAGCGAAGGACAGCGGCAGUAGAAUGUUGGAUAUUCAAGCCAGUGAUGUUUAUGAUAUGUAUGUUGGGCAAGGUGAAAAGAAUGUUAAGGCUAUCUUCUCCCUUGCUCGGAAGCUGUCUCCUUGUGUUAUAUUCAUCGAUGAAGUAGACAGUUUGAUGAAUCAAAGAGGCUCAGAUUAUUCGUCAAAGUCGCACCGAGAAAUUAUUAAUCAGUUCAUGGUAGAAUGGGAUGGCAUAUCGAGUAACAACCAAGGCGUUAUCGUCAUGGCUGCUACCAACCGACCGUUUGAUUUAGAUGAUGCUGUUCUAAGGCGUAUGCCUCGACGUAUCCUUGUUGACUUACCUAAUGAAGAGGAUCGUAAAGAGAUAUUGAACAUUCUUCUUCAAGAUGAAAACCUCCAAGAAGAGGUGUCCAUCGAUAGGUUGGCAAAAUUGACAGAGCAUUAUUCAGGGUCAGAUUUGAAGAAUGUAUGUGUCACAGCAGCACUGAAAGCUGUUCAACAAGAAGUUGCUACUAAGGAGUCCCAAACACUAUCCAUGAAACACUUUGAAGAGGCUAUUAAAAUGGUGCCUCCAAGCUCAAGUGAAGAAAUGGAUAGUCUAAUAGAGAUUAGAAAAUGGGACAGU